UGAUGGUCCACUCACGUAAAAAUAAUCGCUAUCUAAAUCAUAAAUUUUGUUUGGGGGAGGGGGGCUUAAUUUGAUGUCAUGCAUAAAGUUAGCAGUGUGGUUAAGGUUAGGUGUAAAAUACAAUUUUAAGAAGAUAAUUUGUAGAAAUAGGCGGGGUUUAUGACUUAGUGGCUUUGGUAACUAGUAACGACCGGUGAUAACAUGCUAACGUUAGCUAGUUAAACAAAGUAAACAUACUAGCUGGCUCUCUAGCGUGUUGGCUAACAUACAACGAAUGGGUGCCUAGUUACUCCACAACAAAACAUAUAUUAAGGAGAUAUUAAAGAUAUCUACAGUAAUAGCAGGCACCACAGUAGCUAAGAUGGAGGUGCUGUGUUUCCGGUUGCCAGGUCACGGUGACGCCACCCUGAAGAGCAUGAACUCUCUGAGGUCCAGGCAGCAGUUCUGUGACAUCACCAUUGUGGCCAGCGGCAGGCAGACAUUCCGUGGACACAAAGUGGUCCUGGCUGCCUGCUCCCCCUUCCUCAGGGACCAAUUCCUGCUUAACCCUUCCUCUGAACUGCAGGUGUCAGUCCUUCACAGUUCCUCGGUGGUAUGUGAGCUGCUCCAGUCCUGUUACACCGGUGUGCUGCAGUUCAGCCCCAAGGAGAUAGUGAAUUACCUGACGGCUGCUAGUUACCUGCAGAUGGAGCAUGUUGUGGAGAAGUGCCGGGGAGCCCUGGGCAAGUACAUGCAGCCAAGGAACCCCAGCUCACCAAAGAUCAAGUCAGAAGAGAGUCACUCGAUGCCAGUGACAGUCAGUGGCAGCAGUCAAUCCCUUAUGUCGACCUCUACUGAUCAUUCCCCCUCACUGCAGCCUCACAGCCCUGUACAGUCUCAGGUUGAUGACCAUACAGACUCGCACACUAAGACAGAUAUACGACACGAUGACGAACAUAACACUCUGGAUGAGAUCAAGGUGAGGGUAACAGAGGAGGACGAGGGCAGGGACGAUUAUGACAUGUUCCGAAUCUGCAUCGAGGAUGAGCAGGAGCCGGAAGAGAGGCGAGAGGUAGAGGAGGGCGGUGAGGAAGCCACAGAGGGCCAACAGGGGGGCCAGUACCCAGAUACGGACAGUGUCAUAGUGGGAGGGGGCGAGGGGGACGACAUGACCCCAGCCGAAAUGGCUAUCCGCAUCAGCAGCUUCGAGAGGGAAGGGCUCCGCGCCUGGAGGCGGCGACUCACUGACUCACCGAAAGUGGGCCGGGGGAGGGGCUUCAAGAGGAAGCGUGGCUCGUACCAUGAGAGGGAGAGGAGGCCUCUAGGUAUGCAGUACCAGGAGGCGUGGCGUCUGCCCACCGGGGCAGAGAUGAUGCAGAGCUAUGGCCUGGACUUCAGCCAGGAAGCCACGAGGUCAGCGUUCCUCUCGGGGAGCGAGCUCCCACGGCUAGACUACGGGAUGGGGGACUCUCAGGGAGAGGAGCUGGUGCCUCGGGAUGGGAAUGGGUCGGUCCACUACAGCCUGGAUGACCCCAGUGGUGUUGGAGGGGAGGGUAAUAUGGGAAUGUCGGCUGUGCCAACAGGUGGUGACGAGGCGGGGGAUGAGUCUGUCGCAGUGGUAGGCUCCACCUCCAGCACAGCGGGACCGGUGGCUUGCGAGCAAUGCGGCUUGACCUUCCCCUCUGCCCCCUCCCUGGCCGUCCACUCGCGCGCCACCCACUUGCUGUACGUGUGCCCCUGCUGCGGCAAGCACUUCAACCACUCCAGCAACCUCAACCGUCACAUGACCGUGCACCGCGGUGCCAAAGUCCACCGCUGCCAGCUCUGCGACAAGACAUUCACCCAGAAGUCCACGCUGUGCGAUCACAUGAACCUGCACAGCGGUGAGCGGCCCCACUGCUGCGCCUACUGCCACUCACGCUUCGCCCACAAGCCGGCGCUGCGGCGCCACCUCAAAGAGCAGCACGGGAAGACGACCGCUCAGAACAGCCUGGAGGCACAGGCCGAGAUGGAGAAAGUGUCAGGGCCAGGGGAAGGAGAGGGAGACACUCAGGACAGAUUUGACUUUUGACAAGGACACUGUCCAAAGUGUACUCUCAUUGACUAAGCAUUACAGGUUUCGGUUGGAGGUAAAGAGGGGUUAUUCAAGCAAGCGUGCCUUUUGCUCUAAUGGCCAAAGAGUGGUUUGGAGUGUGCCUUCAGACUUAAGGGUUGGAAAAGAGGUAAGUGUGUGCUGGAGGGACCAACUAAGACCUUGAAAGGGAAAACCCCUCCUUUUAGACCUGGGGUGCACAACUCUGGUCCUCCUUUUGGGCCGAAGUGUAUGCUGGUUUUAUAUGGCCAGUCAAUGACAUGGAUUGAUUAUUUAUCUUAUCUUAUUUAAUUGAAGGGGGGAAACGAUGACCUACACGACCGUGGUUCUGGAGGACUUGAGUUGUGUAAACCUCAGUUUUAGAUCUGUCUCAUUUGUAACUCACUGGCUGACCAAUAAAAUAUUUUUUAUUUGUGUA
Molecule: messenger RNA, 2489 nt
Organism: Salvelinus fontinalis (brook trout)
Lineage: Eukaryota; Metazoa; Chordata; Actinopteri; Salmoniformes; Salmonidae
Product: zinc finger and BTB domain-containing protein 12-like
Exons: 5
Coding region: 362-2050 (562 amino acids)
Biological process (GO): regulation of transcription by RNA polymerase II
Molecular function (GO): DNA-binding transcription factor activity, RNA polymerase II-specific; RNA polymerase II cis-regulatory region sequence-specific DNA binding; protein binding
Source: RefSeq, a predicted model, not a curated record